UUGUUUCUCUUCCGCUCUCGAGACAGCACACUUCACAACACUCCCUCCUUUGAUGACAUUAUAAUGAAACUACGAGUACCCGCUGCCGCUGGUACUGUGCCGAUACUCGCCGUCUUUCUUGCUACCGCUUCCUCUCUGUUUCGUCGCGUUGCUGCUAGUCCCUCUACCAGUUUUUCUCCUCAAGUUGCCAUGGUGUCAUCAUCACCGUCCCCAAUAACAACAACAACUCGCACGGAAUCUUCUGGGGCUGAUACCCCCAAUUACCAACCCGUACAUCUGUACCCGUACUCCACAAAUCUGCCGGAUCUCAAGGCCACUGACGACUAUUCUACGCUGAAACGGAUACACAUCGUCCGGCAUGCCGAAGGUACUCACAAUGUCAAUAAAGAAUACAGUGACAUGGUCAACCUGGAUGCACGUCUCACCGAAAAGGGCAAGGAACAGUGCCAACGACUGGCGCAAAAGCUGCAAGACGCAUCACCCUCCAGCGCACUGGGACAACUCCUGAAGAACACCGAACUGGUGGUGACGUCCCCACUGACACGAUGUCUCCAAACAGCAAUGCUCUCCUUUCCCACACUGACUGACGAUAACGAAAAAGUCCUCUUUGUGGCUCAUGAAUCCAUACGGGAAACCGUCAACUACGCAUGUGAUCGUCGACGACCCAUUUCCGAAUUGGAAAAGCACUUUCGCGAUCGAGUGGAUUUUGGGGAAAUCGAACAGGAUCAUGAUGAAAUAUGGGAGAGCUAUGUGAGACGGUCACAACAAUUAUUGGACAAGCCGAAAGAGAGUGCCGAGUUGCACGUGGUGGCGGAUCGAGCGCGAGAUUUCUUUCAAUGGGCCAAACUGCGACCGGAGCGGGAAAUGAUAGUCUGUACUCAUUCGGCAUUUUUGCGGGCCUUUUUGAGCUGGGGGCAACCGGGAGGGGUGCUCUGGAUCAUGCCACAGACAUUGGACACACGCAAUCCAAAGCCGGCAACCGAAACACCUGUGGUUGCUUAUCAUGGUGAUGACGAUGGAUCUUUUGAAGCCGCUAUAAGGCAAGACUACGAGAACUGCGAACUACGGUCCUUUGUUGCAGCGUAUCCUAAAUAAUACACACAGCACCGUGAGUAUUAUUUGAAGAGUUGCAACGUGUUGCCAGUGGCAAUGAGAGAGCGCUUUUCGCUCCCGAUUCAGUCUCCUUUCAAUUGGAAAGUUCGCAGUGGAGUUCAACAGUAAUCUCUAGAAAACGCGUGAACGAACAAUGGCUUGCAUUGGGAUGCUUCUCAAAGUACUUUUGUGCAUCUCCAGGUAAAAUGGAUG
Seminavis robusta is the source of this 1305-nucleotide messenger RNA. Lineage: Eukaryota; Bacillariophyta; Bacillariophyceae; Naviculales; Naviculaceae. The record is from the annotation of a GenBank genome assembly.